CAGGAAGAAGAUAAACAAGUAUCCUACACAGACUUUUUUUUUUUAAUGAAAGGUUUUCUUUCUGCUACUUUAACACAACUUUUUACUGCAUAACUUUGUUAGGGUUGUAAUUAAGUCAUCUUUAAAAAUUAAAAAAACCUACUUUUAUCUCAAAUUCUUCAGCGUCAGCCUAGCUAUCACUGUACAGUUGCAAUGUUUAAAACCCAAGGCUGUCAGGAAGAAAGCAAAGCUCCCUGGGGCUCUGUGGGGGAAAACGCACAUUUGCUGCUCCUUCUUUUUGCAGUCAAAGCUGGAGGAAUGCGAGUCUCCAAAAAACAAGAAAAUGCAGUGGCAGAGAGAAAAGCCAAAAAAGGCGGACUAGAGAAACCGAGUACUCUUGCCAAUGUUACGAAAAUGCAAAGUAUGGUUAUAUUGAAUGAUACACUAGAGAAGAUCAGCCACAAAUUCCCAUCAGCAAUUCAAGUGGCUCAUCAGAAGCCAAGACCUGGCCUGGAGAAGACUGCACCGCCAAAAAGGAUCUAUAUUAUUCAACAGCCUCGAAAAUGCUGAGCUGUGAAGUAAAGCACAGGCAUCUCUCUGACAGCAUGUAGCAUUUGUACUCAAAGUUCAUGGGCAUCUCCCCCCAAAUCAUACAAGUUUGGUAAAUACAGUGGGUUUGGGGGGGAACUUUUCUUUUUUACUUUGGACAACAAAGGAUUUGUGAAUGUAAAUCUAGUGCUUUCCUGGGUAUUUUGGCUUGUGUCAUAGUUUUAUACUAUAAUAAAACAUUUUUCACUGCUCUCUUAUAA
Messenger RNA from Monodelphis domestica (gray short-tailed opossum), 788 nucleotides. The record is from RefSeq and is a predicted model, not a curated record. NCBI's taxonomy places the organism in Eukaryota, Metazoa, Chordata, Mammalia, Didelphimorphia, Didelphidae.